AUGGCAAAGGGAAAGAGGUUUUCACCUAGGGUAUGCCAUGAUGAAGAGCUUUACGCGGUAAUCGAUGUGGUGUACCGGCGGAUGGCAAACGGAAGACAUCAAUAUCUUGCACCGCCAUCGAGAGUAGCUACAAGAAAUCGUAUUCACUUCUUUGGUCAUAUGUUAAGGAGACCAGCAGAUCGCCUUGCUCAACGAGUUCUUAGGAGUUUGUCGGAUUUAAACUGGAAGAGGCUACCUGGUCGAAAGGUGAAGUUUUGGACUGAGGUGGUGAAAGAGGACCUGAGGACACUCGGCAUGGAUAGGCUGAGAUGUAAGGUUUCCAGUGGCGACGAAUGGAUUGAUCUGUGCAAACUCCUGCAGAAAAUCGAUAAAGUAGGGCAGAGCUAUAUUCAAGUACGGCACACCUCGGCAAAGAUGCAAGUAAUCGUGUCAGGCGAUGACAUCGUUGCGCCGAUGAAGUCAAGUAAAUCAAUGGAGUCAGACACGAGGUUGUUGUAA
Molecule: messenger RNA, 498 nt
Organism: Necator americanus (New World hookworm)
Lineage: Eukaryota; Metazoa; Nematoda; Chromadorea; Rhabditida; Ancylostomatidae
Exons: 1
Coding region: 1-498 (165 amino acids)
Source: RefSeq, a predicted model, not a curated record